This is a messenger RNA of Hydractinia symbiolongicarpus, 1684 nucleotides long. RefSeq lists its product as uncharacterized. The coding region runs from base 560 to 1402 and encodes 280 amino acids. The record is from RefSeq and is a predicted model, not a curated record. The transcript has 2 exons. NCBI's taxonomy places the organism in Eukaryota, Metazoa, Cnidaria, Hydrozoa, Anthoathecata, Hydractiniidae.
CUGAGACUACUCAUCAAGUGGGUUUUUUCCUUUACAGUAACCUGAAAUUAUCCUAAAUUUUCUAAAUUUUCACUGUUUAAAUGCCACUAUUUUCAAACUUUUUAUCAGUUAAUAUUUUUUAUGUUUGAAAAAAUGUAGUGUUAUUUUUGAAUGUUGUAUGUGUACUUAGUUUUCUUUGCCCUUGAUUGAUUCACAAAUGUAUGCUAUAAUUUUCAUAAUAUUCAUUAGCGUAUCAAUUAAUGAACACAUUAAUCAAUUAAUGAACACAUCUUUAAAUACUAGAAAUUUACGAUGGCCCUGAAGGCUCACAUUGUGCGCGGUGUUCUUCGUUCUGUGCAAGCUCUUCUUAGCACAUUGCGCGGUGUUCAACGACCUAAUGCGCUCUUCUUGGCUUACUUCGCGCUGUUCUCCAUAUAAAAUUUCGAGAGUUGUUCUUCUGAACCUGACUUUUUAUAAGUAGACUGGGGCAGAGUUAUGAAGCCAGCGGGUCAGUAGUUUAUAUUAACUUUUUAUCUUAUAAAGGAAUACUUUUAUUUCUAGCGCUUCUUUUAGUUUAGACAUGAUGGAGGAACUAAUCGAGUCGUACUUUUUAGAUGGAUAUACAAAUGUUGAAAUUUUGGGUUUCUUAGCCAUUCAACACAAUAUUUACAUAAGUGUAUCAACACUUAAAAGAAGACUGAAGGAAAAAAAAUUACGUAGGCGUAUCUCAAAACAGAACGAAGACAGAGCUGCAAUAGAAGCAGAGGUAGCAAGACAGCUUUUUGGCAGCGGCAGUAAUUUGGGAUACAGAAAGAUGUGGAGUAUCUUGAAAAAAAUUAGUAUUGCUGUUAACCGUAACACAGUUAUGGAAAUUGUCAGGGAAUUGGACCCAGAAGGAGUGUCAACAAGGAAGAAGAAAAGACUUCGCCGACGAAUAUACUCAGUACCUGGUCCAGACUUUCUGUGGCACAUCGAUGGCUAUGAUAAGUUGAAGCCAUAUGGAUUUUCGAUACACGGGUGCAUUGACGGAUUUUCCCGCAAAAUAAUUUGGAUGAAAGUUUCUCCAAGCAACAAAGAUCCAAACAUAAUUGCAGCCUACUUUCUCUCGGCAGUUAAGGAAAACGCAGCGGUGCCUACUAAAAUCAAGUCAGAUGAUGGCACUGAAAACAGUUUGAUCGAGCCUAUACAAAUAACACUGAGGGCCGAACAUGAUGACGAAUUUGCAGGCCUUGCAAGUUAUGCUAUUGGUACAUCUCCAUCCAAUCAACGCAUAGAAAGUUUAUGGUCUCAAUUUACAAAAGACCGUCCAAUGUGGUGGAGACAAUUUUUCUCUGAACUUUCAUCGUUUGGUUUUGUAAAUAGCUCAAGCUAUGUUGUGAAAGAAUGCCUGCGAUUUUGUUUCAUGCACAUACUAAGAAAAUAACUGGAUGAAUUUAAAGAGCGUUGGAAUCGACAUCUUAUUGCAAAGUCUAAAGGUGCAUCACUACCUACUGGUAGACCAAAUUCAUUGUAUCAUCUACCACAAUUGUAUGGGACCAAGUCGUAUAAAAUGUCGGUCGAUUUGGCAGAUGUGGAGGAGUUCGACAAUCCUAAUUUUGCUCAAAAUAGACCAGACAAUUGCGAAGAGUUUUGUGAGUUUGCGGACGCUGUUUUGCAAAUAAGGGGCUUGUCGAGAGAAAGACCUUCAAGUGUAAAUCAAGCCUUG